AUGCCGGAGCCCGCCUCCCUCACCAUCCACCUCCUCUGCAUGCACGACAAGGACCGCGCCGCUUACCUUGCCGCGUGCGCCCGCCUCGGCGGCCCCCCGCCCUUUGCCGCCUCGCUGACGCUGCACAGCGGCGCCCUCUCGCAGCUCCCGGCCUCGGUGCGGCUCGACGCCAUCGUCUCGCCCGCCAACUCGUACGGCCGGCUCGACGGGGCCUUUGACGACGCCAUAUCGCGCGCGCUCGCGCCCGCCGACGACUACCACGCGCUCACGCGCGCCGCCCAGGCCGUCCUCUACGCCGAGCACCGCGGGUGGGCCAACCCGGGCUCCUGCACGCGCGUGCCCGUCCCGCCGUUUCCCCCCCCGUCCCGCCCCACCCGCAACGUCUGGGGCGUCCGGCACCUGCUCCUGUGCCCGACCAUGCGCGUGCCGGAGAGUGUCGCCUGGGACAAGGAGAUUGUGUACCGGAACCCAGAGGAGUUCGGUGCCCUCGAGGUGGACAGGAUCUUGACCCUGGACGGCGAGAUCCAGGCAACCUACGAGGCCAAUCUGCCAAAGAAUGACGAGCCUCAGCAAAAGACAGCCGAAACAGCCCUACAUCAAUGA
Cordyceps militaris CM01 is the source of this 603-nucleotide messenger RNA. RefSeq lists its product as uncharacterized. The record is from RefSeq and is a predicted model, not a curated record. The transcript is spliced from 2 exons. The coding region runs from base 1 to 603 and encodes 200 amino acids. Lineage: Eukaryota; Fungi; Ascomycota; Sordariomycetes; Hypocreales; Cordycipitaceae.